UUCAGCCUUUUCAGAACUGUUCUCCAUCCUGGCAGUUGCUACGUCCUGUUGAUUCUUCCUUUUAAAUGGCUUUCAUUCACCUCUUAUUUUCCAUUCCCACUACUCUGGUUAUGGCCCUUUUCAUUUCUUAUUAAGAUUAUUGUAACAGUUUCUUAGCUAAUUCUUGUUACUUCAAGUUUUCUCUGUCAUACCUCGUUACCAGAGAAACCUACAGCACAUUCUGAUCAUUUCACUAGAGGAAAAGCUCUGACAUCAGGGAAAUGUAGAUCUAAAUCACAAUGAGAUACCCCUUCAUACCCAUUAGGAUAACUAUAAUUAUGAAGAAACAAACAAAAAUUCAAAAAAUAACAAGUAUUGCUGAAGAUGUAGAGAAAUUGAAACCCUGGUGCAUUGCUGGUGGGAAUGUAAAAUGGCACAGCUGCUGUGGAAAACAGUUUGGCAGUGUUUCAAAAAAUUAACAGAAUUACUGUAUGACCCAGCAAUUCCACUCCUAAGUAGAGACCUCAAAGCAAUGAAAGAUGGACUCAAACAAAUGCUUGUACAGCAGUGUUCACAGCAGCAUUACUCACAACAGCCAACCCAGCUGUCCAUCAGCAGAUGGAUAAGCAAAAUGUGCUUCAUGUUUCCAGUUGCAGGUGGAAUAAGACCCCCUCAAGCAGGUCUGAUGCCAAUGCAGCAGCAAGGUUUUCCUAUGGUCUCUGUCAUGCAGCCGAAUAUGCAAGGCAUGAUGGGAAUGAAUUACAGCUCUCAGAUGUCCCAGGGAGCUAUUGCUAUGCAGGGAUACCAAUGGGACCAAUACCAGCAGGAGGAAUGCCUUACCUGGGACAAGCACCGUUUCUGGGAAUGCGUCCUCCAGGCCCACAGUACACUGCAGACAUGCAGAAGCAGUUUGCCGAGGAGCAGCAAAAACGAUUUGAACAGCAGCAAAAGCUCUUAGAAGAAGAAAGAAAAAGACGCCAGUUUGAAGAGCAGAAGCAAAAGCUCAGACUUCUGAGUAGUGUGAAACCCAAGGCAGGAGAGAAGAGUAGAGAUGAUGCUUUGGAAGCCAUAAAAGGAAACUUAGAUGGGUUUUCCAGAGAUGCUAAGAUGCACCCUACUCCAGCAUCACACCCUAAGAAACCAGAUUAUCCCACAUCAUCUCAUUCUACUAAAACUGUCUCCCCACCAUGUGCCUUUCCUGCUGAGGAGGAGUUCAGUGACUUUAUGCAGGGGCCUGUUGAAGUCCCCACAUGUGGGCCUUCUUCCACUUUCCAGCCUUUUCAGUCUUUCCAUCCCACCACCCCACUUGGCCAGUUGCAUGCAAAGAAGGCUGGAGCACAGCCUCUCCCUCCAGGCCCUUCCUUGGAGGAGAAGCUCCUAGUAUCUUGUGAUAUAAGUACAUCUGGGCAGGAACAAAUUAAAUUAAGUACUUCUGAAGUUGGGUGCAAAGCCCUAGGCCCAAGUUCCAGUAAGAACCAUCCCAGUUUAACGGCCAGUAACGGGGGUGCUAUAGAUGGACGUGUAAGUGGUACCACUACCGCAGAGGCAGAAAAGACUUCAGACCAAAACCUGUCCAUUGAAGAGAGUGGUGUGGGGGUAUUUCCUUCACAGGAUCCUGUUCAGCCCAGAAUGCCUCCUUGGAUUUACAAUGAGAGUUUGGUUCCAGAUGCGUAUAAGAAAAUUUUAGAAACCACAAUGACUCCGACUGGAAUAGAUACUGUUAAACUUUAUCCCAUCCUGAUGUCAUCUGGACUUCCCAGGGAAACUCUUGGACAAAUAUGGGCCUUAGCUAAUCGAACCACACCUGGCAGACUUACUAAAGAAGAACUUUAUACUGUUCUCGCCAUGAUAGCAGUAACACAGAGGGGUGUUCCUGCCAUGAGUCCUGAUGCUUUAAAUCAGUUUCCAGCGGCUCCUGUUCCAACUUUAAGUGGCUUUCCUAUGACUUUGCCUGCUGCUGUGAGUCAGCCGACUGGGAUGCCUUCAGGCCCUGCAGGCUCCAUGCCCCUCACCCUCGGACAGCCAGUCAUAGGCAUUAAUCUUGUUGGACCAGUUGGGAGAGCUGCAGCCCAGACUUCCAGUGGCUUCAUGUCUACUUACCCUGCAAAUCAGGUGGUAAAACCAGAAGAAGAUGACUUCCAGGAUUUUCAAGAUGCUUCCAAAUCAGGAGCCCUCGAUGACUCAUUCAGUGAUUUCCAAGAGUUGCCUACUUCUUCAAAAUCAAAUAAUUCUCAGCAUGGAAACAGUGCCCCUUCUUUGUUGAUGCCACUUCCUGGAACUAAAGCAUCCGCUUCAAUGGAUAAAUAUGCUGUGUUUAAAGGAAUGGCAGCCGACAAAUCCUCUGAAAAUACUGUUCCAUUUGGAGAGCCUGGUGACAAAUACAGUGCUUUCAGAGAACUCGAACAGACAGCAGAGAGUAAAUCUUUAGGAGAAAACUUUGCAGAAUUCAGAUCUGCAGGAACUGAUGAUGGUUUCACCGAUUUUAAAACCGCCGAUAGUAUCUCACCACUAGAGCCACCAGCAAAAGACAAACCAUUUCCGGCAGCCUUCCCCUCAGGAGCUAUCCAACAGAAACCACAAACACAAGUGAAAAGUCCUCUGAACUUAGCAGACCUAGAUAUGUUUUCCUCAGUUACUGGCAGCAGCGAGAAACCAUUGUCCUUUUCAGCUGCAUUCAGUGCAUCCAAAUCUAUUUCCUCACGACCCCAGCCAACGGGAUCUGCGGCACCCAUGACAGCAUUGGCAUCAACUAAAACUUCUAGUUUGGCUGAUGAUUUCGGAGAAUUCAACCUUUUUGGGGAAUAUUCGAGUCCAGCAUCUGUUGGGGAGCAGGAUGACUUUGCAGAUUUUAUGGCUUUCAGUAAUAGUUCUGUUUCAUCUGAGCAAAAGGCAGAUGACAAAUACGAGGCCCUUAAAGAGGAAGCGAGUCCUUUUCCUCUAACCGGCAGCACGAGCAGCACGGUGAAGGAUGGACAAAACUCUGCCGCUGCGUCCACCAAGUACGAUAUCUUCAAACAGCUCUCUCUGGAAGGAUCCGGACUAGGUGUUGAAGAGCUGAAAGAUAACACUCCUUCAGGAAAGAGUGAUGAUGAUUUUGCUGACUUCCACUCCAGUAAAUUUUCUUCCAUGAACUCGGACAAAUCCACGGGAGAGAAAGCGGUGGCUUUCAGACACACCAAAGAAGACUCUGCGUCCGUGAAGUCCUUGGAUCUCCCUUCCAUUGGUGGCAGCAGUGCUGGCAAGGAGGACUCUGAAGACGCACUCUCUGUUCAGUUUGACAUGAAACUGGCUGAUGUGGGAGGAGAUCUUAAGCAUGUCAUGUCUGAUAGCUCUUUGGAUUUACCAGCAGUUAGUGGCCAGCAUCCUGCUGCAGAUAUAGAGGACUUAAAAUAUGCUGCUUUUGGAACCUACAGUAGCAAUUUUGCAGUGAGCACACUUACGAGCUAUGACUGGUCAGACAGGGAUGAUGCCUCUCAGGGCAGAAAACUCUCUCCAUUUGUCCUCUCAGCAGGAAGCGGAGCCUCCUCAGCUGCCUCAGUUCUUCCAAAGAAAGAGACGUCCUUUGGCAGCACCGAAAACCUCACCGUGACAGCCCUCUCCAAAGUCACAACCUUCACAAGCGAGGAUGCUCUUCCAGAGAUGACCUUUCCAGCUUUUGCCAGUUUUAAAGAUGGGAUCCCACAGGCCAGCGAGCAAAAGGAGUAUGAAAGUGGGGACUACAGGGACUUCACCAGACAGGACCUGCCCACGGCUGAACGGAGCCAAGAAGCCACGUGCCCCAGCCCAGCUUCCAGCAGCACUUCUCAUGACACCCCCAAAGAAUGUGCAGAUGACUUUGGAGAGUUUCAAAGUGAAAAGCCCAAAAUCAGCAAGUUUGACUUUUUAGUGGCCAAUUCACAAGGCAAAAUGAAAUCCAGUGAAGAAAUGAUCAAAAGUGAGCUGGCAACCUUUGACCUUUCUGUUCAAGGAUCGCACAAGAGGAGUCUGAGCCUUGGCGAUAAAGAAAUAAGCCGCUCUUCUCCUUCUCCGGCUUCGGAGCAGCCUUUCAGAGACCGCUCCAACACUCUGAGCGAGAGGCCCGCCCUGCCCGUCAUCCGGGACAAGUACAGAGACCUGACGGGAGAGGUGGAGGAGAAUGAGAGAUAUGCUUAUGAAUGGCAGCGGUGCCUGGGGAGUGCCCUGGAGGUCAUUAAGAAGGCCAAUGAUACCUUAAAUGGAAUCAGUAGUAGUUCUGUGUGCACAGAAGUAAUUCAGUCAGCUCAAGGCAUGGAAUACCUGUUAGGUGUUGUUGAGGUGUACAGGGUAACCAAACGCGUGGAGCUAGGGAUAAAAGCCACUGCAGUGUGCAGUGAGAAACUCCAGCAGUUGCUGAAGGACAUCGAUAAAGUAUGGAAUAACCUAAUUGGCUUCAUGUCACUUGCCACACUCACGCCUGAUGAAAAUUCACUGGAUUUUUCCUCUUGUAUGCUACGGCCUGGGAUUAAAAACGCUCAGGAGCUUGCUUGCGGGGUGUGCCUUUUAAACGUGGACUCCAGGAGCCGGAAAGAAGAGAAGCCUGCAGAAGAACAUCCUAAAAAAGCGUUCAACUCAGAAACAGACAGCUUCAAGCUGGCAUAUGGAGGACACCAGUAUCACGCCAGCUGUGCCAACUUCUGGAUCAACUGUGUUGAACCAAAACCUCCCGGCCUCAUCCUGCCUGAUUUGCUCUGAAAUCUCCUGAAAGUACCAGCUGGGUUUGUUUUUUUCUCCAUCACACCCCUUCGGGUGACAGGGACCAAUAAACAGAAUGCAAGUGCUGCAGAGGCCGCACCCCCCCCCCAAUCAAUCCACGUGAAGAAAUCCUCAAGAGGUGGGGGUGGGGGGGAAGUGCUGCAGAAGUUCCCAGUUUUUCCCACAGACAACCUGUGUCCCAGGUUCCUGCAUCCAGUCAUUGGGAUUUGAGGUAAAACUGCCCUACCCAAACGGCACUGGACGUUUGCUAACUUGUCUCUAGUUCUCUGAAGAGGUUUUAAAAUAUGGACCACAAUUUUCUUUAUCUAAGGAAUAAUUUGCUGCUCCAGUAUUGAAACUGUGAAGAACUGACAUCUGAAGAAAAAUAAAUCAUUGCUGUAGGACUAGAGUUGGAAGGAUGUUUUGAGCCAGUGUUUGUGUAUAUCUAGAACACGUACUGUUCUGUGAAGUAGAAUGCAUUGAUCCACAUUUAGUUUAUUAAUAUCUGAAAUGAAUAAAAAGGAAAU
Messenger RNA from Hippopotamus amphibius kiboko, 5216 nucleotides. RefSeq names its product synergin gamma (gene SYNRG). Gene Ontology annotation, molecular function: protein binding. The record is from RefSeq and is a predicted model, not a curated record. Gene Ontology annotation, cellular component: clathrin coat of trans-Golgi network vesicle. The transcript is spliced from 23 exons. Lineage: Eukaryota; Metazoa; Chordata; Mammalia; Artiodactyla; Hippopotamidae. The coding region runs from base 598 to 4689 and encodes 1363 amino acids.